AUGAGCACCGUCACUCACCAGCUGUUGCCAUCUGAUUCGUGUGCGCGCAGCGACGUGACAGAAGAGCAGCUCGUAGGACUUUUCAGCGAAGUUGGGCCGGUACAGGAAUUCGUUCUCAAGUUUGAUGCCACGACAGGCCGUCCGAAAGGGUUUGGCUUCUGUCACUACUUCGAUCAUGAGACCGCCCUCUCCGCAGUUCGUAACCUCAAGGACGUACAUAUCAGCGGCCGAUCCCUUCGAGUAGAACUGUCCACGGACGAACCCGGUCCCAAAAAGGCUGGAGCGCCGGGAGCAACGGGUGGAGGACCGGUCGUACCGCCUGGACCGCCUGGGAGACUUCCGGGAGGACCUGGAGGUUUUGCAGGUGCGCCCGUGCCGGGUCUUGGACAGGGACAGUUCGGAGCGCCCCCAGGACCUCCAGGGGGUGGAUUCGGGUUCGGCCGGGGCGGGCCUGGCGGUGCACCGGGGUUACCUCCCCCUACCCUGCCUCCUUCUGGACCUGGACCUGGACCCGGAACAGCGGCGCCGGGAGUGAACAUGAACAUGUUGCCACCCGGGCAGGAUUUGCCGAUGGGAGAGCGGGCGACGGAUGUGAUCUCGAAGACGUUGGCGUCUAUCCCGCCGGGCAAGCUGGAAGAAGUCUUGAUGGGCAUGAAGACAAUGGUCAAGGAGAACCCGGAAGGUGCAAAGGCUGUGUUCUUGCAACAUCCUCAAUUGGCGUAUGCGUUGUUCCAGGCGAUGUUGUUGAUGAACGCUGUUGAUCCCAAUGUACUGCAGCGUAUGAAGCCUGUACCGCCUACUCAAGCAGCUGCGCCAGCCCAACCUCCCUUUGUACCUCCUCCACAACCUUUCCAACCGGCUCCCACACCAUCAGGAAACUACGGAGCUGGAUACGGAAACACGCAAUCUCCCUAUUCGAACCCCGGUCCAUCGGUUCCCGGCCCCGGACCUCGACCUCCUCUGCCUAUGCAAUCUUACGGCGCUCCUCCUCCUCCUCAACAACAACCUCCUCAACAUCAACAGCAACAAGGGCCUCCUCAGGGUUACCCGGGACCUGGACCGAAUAAUCAGCAGAACAUGUACGGUCGGCCGGGUCCGCCUCCCCCACACGGAGCGGGGACACCCUUGGGCGGUGGAGGGUACGGCGGGCCUAUGGGGACGAACAGCCCGUAUGGCGCCGCUGGUCCAACUCCGGUCGCACCACCCCCUGCAGCCACGCCGCCCAUUAAUCCGGCCGUAACACAGGCUUUGUCCAUGGUCAGCGAGGACCAGAGGGCCAUGUUGCUUCAAGUGCUCUCGUUGACAACGGAGCAGAUCAACGCAUUACCAGCAGACCAGAAGGAUGGACGGUCACAAUUCGGAAUGUAA
Messenger RNA from Filobasidium floriforme, 1368 nucleotides. Its product is annotated as hinge domain of cleavage stimulation factor subunit 2-domain-containing protein. Gene Ontology annotation, cellular component: mRNA cleavage and polyadenylation specificity factor complex. Gene Ontology annotation, molecular function: mRNA binding. The transcript is spliced from 7 exons. The coding region runs from base 1 to 1368 and encodes 455 amino acids. The record is from RefSeq and is a predicted model, not a curated record. NCBI's taxonomy places the organism in Eukaryota, Fungi, Basidiomycota, Tremellomycetes, Filobasidiales, Filobasidiaceae. Gene Ontology annotation, biological process: mRNA 3'-end processing.